ACGUGGUCACGUGAGUCUCCAUUGACGUGUGUGCCUGGUCAUCUGACCCGAGAUCGAUCAUCGGUUCGAGUGAUCCGGAGAAGCGGCGUUCAGAGGGGAUCAUGGCCAGUCAGUCCGCAGGAAUCCAGCAGCUGCUGCAGGCAGAGAAGAGGGCGGCCGAGAGGGUGGCGGAGGCUCGGAAACGAAAGAACAGGCGUCUGAAACAGGCAAAAGAGGAGGCCCAGGCCGAGAUUGAGCAAUACAGGCUGCAGCGAGAGAAAGACUUCAAGGCAAAGGAGGCAGCUGCUUUGGGCUCCCAUGGAAGCUGCUCUGAAGAGGUGGAAAAGGAGUCAGCUGCUAAGAUGAUCAUAAUCCAAGAAAACUACAAGCAGAAUCGAGAAAUUGUUUUAGAGCAAGUGCUGUCUCUUGUCUGUGACAUAAAACCAGAAAUUCAUGUCAACUAUCGCUUCAGCGGCUAGGGAGGUCCCAUG
Messenger RNA from Nanorana parkeri, 470 nucleotides. It is a transcript of the gene ATP6V1G1, whose product is annotated as ATPase H+ transporting V1 subunit G1. Lineage: Eukaryota; Metazoa; Chordata; Amphibia; Anura; Dicroglossidae. Bases 102 to 458 code for a protein of 118 amino acids. Gene Ontology annotation, cellular component: vacuolar proton-transporting V-type ATPase complex. The transcript is spliced from 3 exons. Gene Ontology annotation, biological process: proton transmembrane transport. The record is from RefSeq and is a predicted model, not a curated record. Gene Ontology annotation, molecular function: proton-transporting ATPase activity, rotational mechanism.